CUGCUCCUGAUGCUGAUUUUUAACGCUCGACGCUGCGCCCUUCUCCUUGAAUAAUUUCUAGCAACAGUGAUACUUUGUUUUUGUUUAUUGACUAAGGCUAGGGGUCGCAACUGAGACUGCCGUUGUUGUUUGCGCAGUUAUUUCGUAUCUAUUUGUUUGUCGUUUGAAAUUAAUUUGUAGCAUCAACUUCAACCCCGUGAUCAGCAAAAUGCCGGAAGAAUACCACGACUUUCUCACCGCUAGGGAUUUACUAAGCAGCGAGCCAAAGCGAAGGCGAAUUGAAGACAACAUCGUCCAGGGGCUCUUUGACAAUAAUUCUGCAGUCGAUCCCAUCGUUGCUUGGCUGGACGGUUCAUGGGAGUCCGACCAAUGCAAGAACGGGCACAGCAGUGGCGAGCUUCUGACUCUGUCGCACGGAUCUGCCAGCUUUCCAGGAGAUGGCUCUCCAGUGGCGAUUAGCGUUGUUGCUGGAAAAGAUAGCGAUAUUCGGGCAAUGGAAAUGAAUGGCUGGCGCGCGAAUGGCGUUCGUAAAGGGUGUCACGCGCUCACAUGGUACAAAGAAAGCGACGUGGACUCACCAAUCCAGUGGAAGAGCAAGAGAGUGCCACCAAGAUCCGUGCAAACUAUGGACAAAAUGAUGGAGGCAUUAACGGAAGAGCAGGAGCAAAUGAAUAAGCAGUACAAGAAACUGAAGAAGUUGGUGCGCGACUUUUGUACCGCAGACACUGCAGCACCUUGCGAAGUUUGUCUCGACCGCCCUGCGGGCGUGGCACUGCUCGGCUGCGGCCACGUGAUGUGCGAAGAGUGUGCAGAAAACUGGAAAGCUUGCUUUACGUGUUGACUGCCAUACGCCGGUAAGCAGAGACUUUUUUCUCGUAAAAAAGCAGUGUUGUAGCAAGUUGGUUCUUCAAAAACGAUCUGCAGGAUUGCAUUCAGAUUCAACACAUGAGUUCUCUUACGAACGUUAGCACGCUCGGUGAUCUCUGAGAAGUCCAUCAAAUUGAACUAGCCAAGCUUCUGAAGAACUAGUACUAGUCUAAUUCGGCUGACCAAGGUUGUAGACCAAAAAGAGCUACUGAACCUGAAGACAUGAUGUUGCGUCAUCAUGCGUAUGUGUAUCGCCACACCCACAUUGACAAUUGGAUCAAAGUCAAGGCCAAUCUAUUAAAGCCAACUUCCAAUACCAAUUCGAUUCCCCCGAUAAUUCUCUGACAAUAUCCCAUGACCAUGUACUAACUACCCCUUCUCAACGAGAAUGAAUCACGACUAUUUUGAAUCCGCCAGAAGAAGUGUACUCGACCACAAACACGCGAAGAGAGACCAGGAAAGAAAGCCAGCAACAGCAUAAAGUGUGAACAAGAUUUGGAGAGUGUGAACGGGAGUAGAAGUCGAC
This is a messenger RNA of Amoebophrya sp. A25, 1393 nucleotides long. The record is from the annotation of a GenBank genome assembly. NCBI's taxonomy places the organism in Eukaryota, Dinophyceae, Syndiniales, Amoebophryaceae.